Messenger RNA from Prinia subflava (tawny-flanked prinia), 4053 nucleotides. RefSeq names its product G protein-coupled receptor 132 (gene GPR132). Gene Ontology annotation, cellular component: membrane. Gene Ontology annotation, biological process: G1/S transition of mitotic cell cycle; G protein-coupled receptor signaling pathway; negative regulation of G2/M transition of mitotic cell cycle. Bases 1407 to 2537 code for a protein of 376 amino acids. The transcript is spliced from 2 exons. Gene Ontology annotation, molecular function: G protein-coupled receptor activity. Lineage: Eukaryota; Metazoa; Chordata; Aves; Passeriformes; Cisticolidae. The record is from RefSeq and is a predicted model, not a curated record.
AAGAAACAAAUCAGCUGUAAUCAUCUCAGAAACACUAUUCCUUCAUUGUGUUUUCCUUCGGGUUUGAUUUCUACACAGAGAAGGAACAACAUGAAAUCACAUGUUUGAGGCAGUGCACAGACUAGUUACAGCAAUAUGUCCAGUCAAGCUGAGCUGGUACAGACAGAAAUUUCACCUACUCUCCUCCACAUAUGGAAACCAGCUUCAGCCUCCUUUUUCCCCAGUUCCUUCUGGUUCCUGAGAAUAAACUGCUCUUUACAGAAAGACUCAUUCCCAGAAACCUUCUCCAGAACAGAACCAAAGUAACUUUUUUACACCAGAAUGAAAGUACAUACCAAGCAUUUCUUUAAUUUUCAGACGAAAUGUUUCACUUUUAAUACAGGUACCAAAAGUAAAUUCAGUUCUCUGCUUGUCUUAGGUUGUCACCCUACUGUUCCUUCCUGUCCCACCUUAGCCCUCAGCAGUCUGCAAGCACUGACAAACCCUCAAUAUGCAUCUCACUGCAAGUGGAACUGGUAGGAGUUAGUUGAUGGAGAAGUUGCCUGAAAACUUAAUAAAUCUGGUCAUAACUGAUUUUGACUGAGUGACACACAACAUCUGCAAAAGCACGUGGAACAGGUCUCACAAACGAGGUCUAGGCUGGCAAUGUAACACUGGAAUCUUCCUCCACAUAAAGCCUGAACUAGGACACUUGGUAAAGAUCAUACACUCCUUAUCAAUGCUCUUCACUAUUAAGGAACUCCUGCAACUCAAUUCUUCUUCUUCUAGAAGGUGCUCAAACCACCAUCAAAUCUUCUUUAGCAUUCUCAGCCUUUUCUAUCCCAGCUGGUACUAGAAUAGGCUCUGCCUCCUAUCACCACUCCCUUUACUGGGCUCUAAUACUGUUCCCUAUUUUUAAAUACUCAGCCAAUUCACAUCUAUUCCGGUGAGUUCAUGUGUUACACCCAGAGUGGGAAUUACUUCCUCUGUAGAAAUCAGCUCCUGGCCCUGAGCAGCUGCAGGGUUUGGGGCAGUUCAGCAGUCCCUUGUCCCUCCGGGGUACGUUUGCAGUGAUUUAGGUGCACAUCCAGAACAAGAGUAUGAAACAAGACUCUGGCAGUCACAGAAACAACCUCCCACCCCUGUACAAGUGACAGAAUUUGAAACUUUUUUUUUUUUUAAGGUAGCUUCUCUUCCUAGGUGCUCUGCCGGAAGUGGGCAGCCUGUGCUUUCUGUGCACAACCAACUAAAAGUGACACAUCUGGGGAGUCCGAUGAAGUUGUGACUACAGAACUUCUUCUACCUCCCAGCCUUAGGACUGCGCGUGGUACCGUCAGCUACUUCCUGCAGUUCUGUCAGAGCAGGCUCUGAGCGCGACACGAGCUGGAGCACCCCAUCAUCUCCUCUGCAAAACACCGAGGGAAAAAAUGGAAAUACCAGCUGGAAAAAGAAUAAUGGAACAUUGUCUAAAUGAAACAUGUAACUCCACUUGCCCAGAAAUUCCCUACGAAGAGAGUCAGACACUUCUGGUUACUGUUUACAGCAUCGUUUUUGCUGUAGGUCUUCCAGCAAAUUGCUUAACUUCUCUGCUUACAUUUGUACAAAUCCAAAGGAAUAAAGUAGUUGCCAUCUACAUCUUCAGUUUAUCAUUGUGUGACCUGAUGUAUUUAAGUACCUUGCCUGUCUGGAUUAUCUAUGUGCAAAACGGGCACAAGUGGACCAUGGGUGAAACUGCGUGCACAGUAACAGCAUUUAUCUUCUUCUGCAAUAUCUACUUCAGCAUUCUGCUUUUGUGUUGCAUCUCUCUGGAUCGUUAUGUGGCAUUGGUGUAUUCUCUGGAAUCAAUGGGGAGAAGAGGACAGAAAAAGGCCAUCAUAAUAGUCUGCGUUCUCUUUGCUGUGGUUGCAGUAAUCCACAGUCCAGUAUUUUACAUGAAAGAUAGGCAAAAAUGUCCAGAUGUGAAAACCUGCUUUGAGACAGUGCCCCUUAACAUACAACUGGCUUCUUUCAGCUUUGCUAGAUUCCUAUUUGGAUUUGCCAUACCCUUCACAAUCCUCAUUUUUACAAACUACAAAAUUUUCCAAACUACAAAAAGAAGCAGCAGCUUGACUUGUCGCCAGAAAGCCAAAGUGAAGUAUGUGGCUAUUGCCAUUAUUAUUAUUUUCUUGAUCUGCUUUGCUCCAUACCAUGUGGUGCUCAUAAUAAGAGCCAUAUACUUUAUAUUUCAUCAGGACUGUCCAUGUCCAUUUGAAAAUAAGAUAUAUCCAAUUUUUACAGUGUUUCUGUGUUUAGGCACUCUAAACGGUGUUGCCGAUCCAAUCAUCUAUGUUUUGGUCAGUGAAAACGUCAGAGACGACUGUUAUAGGAGCCUGAGAAGAUGGAGACAGAACUCAUCCAAGCUAAAUUCAUCCACUGAUCGCAAUACUGACAGCAGAAAAUUGGAAACUCUGAAAGAAUCAGAGGAAGAGAGCCAAAGAAAAGAAAACAAAGAAAUAACAGAUUCAUCUGACAUUCGGGAAACCUGUACUACUGGCGGAGGGCAGGAAAGGGGCAGCUAACUGGUAGCUGCUGGAACAAAUAAGGAUUUCCCAAUGCCAGCUGCAGGACACAAAUUUUUAUGUGCUGACAUCAUCUUGCAUGUCCUGCAUGGGCCAUUAAUUCUUUGAGGACACUGUGGAAGCAAUAAUUCACAUUUCUGUUUGUCUCCUACAAUAAACUUUUCUUCAUUGGUGAAAAUACUGCUUUGCUAAGGAUAUGUGGAAUAAACUAAGUAAUUUACUUUGACUCAAACUGGGAUCUUAAAAGCUUAUUUUUUUGGACUGACUCUUUUCAUUUUCAUAUGAAAUAAAACCAGUUUUAUCUUCUGAGCAAAACAAAAAAAUAGCACUGCUGAGGACAACAAUGUACUGUUCUUGUGGCUGAAAUUUUUGCUUCUUGGGGUUCAUGUUCAGGUUCUCAUACGUCUGUUCUGCUGUUAAUGUUUGUGGUUAACCAGUGGAAAAUAUUAAAAAUGAACAAGUCUUUCAACAAGAGCCUUGAACAUCUUCCUCGUACUUCAGUAUGUGACUUUAAGUACAUCACACAUUUCAGGAGAGUUAGAGGGAAAAAAAUGGCCUGAUAACACAGACCAACAGUACUGCUGCUGCAUUUGUCAAGAUCCUGCACUGAAAUUCUUAAACUGUACAAUUCUAAUGCUUGAUAGUUUACAGUUAGUAAAUUUUACUUGUUUUGCAAUCAGAUCUAGAGUGCACUGAAAUACACAGAAAAUGUAUACAUUUCCAAGGGGAGUCAGGGACUGCUUUUAUGCCAUCUCCAAAAGUGUGGAACUCAUGUUUCUUUUCUGACUAAGCUAACCCUUCCCUUUUGUUAUUGAUCCCACUUUUACUGUGUAGGAGUCUGUAGAAGAUAUGGGUAGGCUCACAGAUGGUUUGGAAGGCUGGGAGUCUGAAGAGCACAGUCCUUCCACCCCACAGCUGGGAACUCCCUCAGAUAUGCUGGGGCAAAUUUCAUUGUUGCUGCUGCCACUUCUCUUAUGAAUAACUAAUUGAUAGUAGUUCCUUGUGCCUUCAAAGAAGAAUUUAAAAAAUAAGAAUCAUACAAAUCUGGCAAGGUUUAUGUAAGCAACUUCAUCUUUUUAUGUGAUUCAACAGACCGAUCAUGAAUCAGUUUGAGUACGAGUUUGUAGAGUGUUUCAUAGCAUCAUUCCAUUUAAUCUGUGGUGGUAUAUUUCUGUGAUGUUGAAAUUGUUAUUGAUGUUGACAUUUCUGCAUCAAAUUAAUAUUAACCAGUAUUAAAAUAAAUACUUUUUAUUAUCUUAAAAUUGCCAUAGAUAUUAUUGUAUAUCAUGUUUUAUUCUUAUAUAUUAUUACUUUUGUAAAGAACCAUUAUGCCAAAAUUAUAUAUCCUCAAUUUAUUAUAUUUAUUACAUAUUUCAUUUUUAAAAUUAUUUAAUGACUCUUCUGGUAUUUAUCUGUGAAAUGGUUUUGUCUCAAAAGUAGUCCACAUAAUACUAACUUGGAGAUUGUUUCUUGGAAAGACCUGAAAUUCAGUUGAGCUAAUUAAAAAAUCCUAGAU